Molecule: messenger RNA, 5432 nt
Organism: Eublepharis macularius
Lineage: Eukaryota; Metazoa; Chordata; Lepidosauria; Squamata; Eublepharidae
Gene: URB2
Product: URB2 ribosome biogenesis homolog
Exons: 11
Coding region: 419-5059 (1546 amino acids)
Biological process (GO): ribosome biogenesis
Cellular component (GO): nucleolus
Source: RefSeq, a predicted model, not a curated record
AAAAGGGGUGUGGGAGAGGGACUUCAGUACCCAGAAAGACUUGCGAAAAUGAUCAAGUGCCCUUCGCGUGGAAGAUGUCACUUGUAGCGAGGCUCUCAUCAGUUUCACACUAAACGCAUGCGGUGAUGUCUCCUCAAAAGGAAAGAGUCUAAUGGAGGAAAAUCUCUCAUGAGGUGGUGCAAGGUUUGUAUCCAGCCGUGGAACUCUCCUGGGACAGAAGUUGCCCAACAAAUUGCUGGCCACGUUUGUUUCGCUCUAACAAGCUUCCUCAGGGGCAGUUAUCUACAAGCAAGACCCAGACAGAUUUUUUUCUAGAAGUAUAGGAGAACCUUCUCCCACAGAGAGCCUCUUUGUUUGAUACAGUGGGAUUUCUAUAAGCCAGAUCAGGAUAAAUCAUCUCAAGAACAGCAGUAUCAUCAUGGCUGCGAUUUAUUCUGGCAUUCACUUGAAGCUGAAAAACUCAAAGACAUCUUGGGAGGACAAACUCAAAUUGGCUCAGUUUGCAUGGAUUUCUCAUCAGUGUUUCCUUCCAAAUAAAGAACAAGUCUUACUGGAUUGGGUGAGUCAUACGCUGGUUUCUUGUUACAACAAGAAACUUGAAUUGUCAGAUGAAAUUACUGGGAAGCUUUGGACGUUCUUGGACAAUGUUCUUCAUAGCAAAAAACUACAGAGUCUUCUCAAGGAGGGAAGAACUGUCACUCUACGUUUUUCAAUUGCCCAGGUCAUAAAUGAAAGGCUUUCUAUUUCUUAUACUCAAAAAACCCUGAAGGAUGUCAACACUGUACUAAAUUGUUGUAAGGCUAUCCUUUCCAUUCCUCCCCUCACUAUAGUUUACACUGCAAAAUCUGAACUGUUGGUGGAUCUUCUAAGUAAGCUGUCCUGGUUAGUAUGCUGGCAGUUGUCCUCAGAAGAUGCUGUGUCCUCCCAGUUGUUUGAAGUCCUCCAGUUGACCCUUGGGCAGUACCUUCUGAUUCAGAGGCAGCAAGCCAAUGCAAAUCGUGUAUUUGGACAAGUGACCAAACUUUUGCUUCAGCCAUGCCUGCUCUUGAGACACUUACUGACCGCCAGGGUGUGGACACAAUCAGAUGAUGGCCAUGGACGUCAGCACCUGAACAGGGAAAUCCGGAAUGGCAUAGAGACUUUGGUGAGGGCUGGCAUUUUCCAGCCAGAACUCUUGCCAUCUUACAGAGAAGAACUGCUGCCUGAGAAGGAAUCUCACAACAUAAAGAAAGGGGCUCUGAAAAGUUGCCUGCUGCCAGCCCAUACUAUCCAGAUGAUGGUUGGAGACACUAACUUUUGUCACCCAGCUCUUCAUGGGAAAACCGUAACGAACUCAGUUCCUCUUCUCUUUAAACUCUUUCUGGAGUCUUACAAUAAAGCUGAAAACCACUUAGUUUGUUUUCACAUGCUCACCAAGCUUUUUGGCUGCCUAAAGAUUGCUCGCAUGCAGGGGGAUCUUUGGAAUGAUCAGCUUUCUCCAUCUGAAUGGAGUUCAGAACUCCUUGCAGUGGAGCAGCUUCUGAACUCAGUGCUGAGCAGCAGUAUCUAUAAUGUUGCUGUUGACAAAAUUCGACACAAGGAGGUCCAGUUUCACUUCUACCGUCAGGUGGCACAGACACUGGUUAAUCACCCACAGGCCACUAUCCCUGCUUGGUUUAGGUGUUUCAAGGCUUUGAUCUCACUCAACCAUUUGAUUGUGGAGCCUGAUUUGGAUGACUUAGUGGCUUCAGCUUGGAUCGAUGCCGAAGUUUCUGAGCCACGUACAAAAAAGGCUCAGGAGGCUCUUAUUAAUGCUCUCUUUCAGACUUAUGCCAAGUUGCGGCAGUUCCAGAGACUCCUUGAAGAGGUUCUGUCUGUCAUCUGCCGUCCUGCUGCAGAAGUUUUAAGGCUUCCAGUUCUUCCUGCUGGUAUCAGGUCCAAGCUCUGUGAGUACCUUCUGGAACUGCCGCCCAAUCAGAUACUGGACAUUCUGUACCUCAUAUUAGAGAAAUGUCAGACUUCCAUUAUUCCUGAUGUCAGAGGUGAUUCUGACAUGGCUUUGAAGCUACAGUCCAUGAGCUCAUUGCUGCAUUCUGUUCUGUUCAAUAUGAGAAGUUUAAAUGAUUCCACUCCAUUGCCUGUGGUCCAUCGGGCUCAGAAUCUGUUGGAGACCAUGCAGAAGGAUAUCAUCCAAACUUUGUUAGAUCUGCUGAAGGAUUGUCAGGCAGAAGAUAGGGAGCUGGAGUUUUGGGUUGAGAAAGUCGGAUACUCUCUUCUCCUGCUUGCUUGCACCUGGGUAGCAACAGAUACCCUGUUUGGUUUAAAUUGCAGCAAGUAUACCUCUCCACUAGGCAAAGUAGCCCUUACGAUUGCUGAUCCCACUAUAAAUUUCUCAGACUUCUCAGCUGUUCUCCCUGGUUUUAAUGCAAAGUGUUGGGAAAAGAUAACUAAGCUUCUAAGUUGUUCCUGCUCAGGGAGUAGGUAUUGUAUAGAAUGGCUGGUGCUUCAGAAAAUGAAGAGGAUGUUGAUGUACUCCAGUUGUCAGACAGAGGCAUUGUUUCAAACUAUGCAGCAUGCUGCAGCUUUUAUCCUUCACUCUGGAAGAUCUUGCAUGAUUGAAGUUAAGCCUGAACUGUGGGACGGAAAUGCAGGUGUCAUCAGUAACUUCACUUACCCAACUGCUCACUGGCACCUUGUCAUUUCAAAUCUUCCAGUGCUGAUUCCCUUCCUUUCUGCAAAAGAUACACACUAUAUUGCAGAUCUGCUUCUAAAGACACUGUUGGUGAACCAAACACACGCAGCUUCCACUGAUGCUGAUGAUAUUUUAAUCUCAAUUGAAAAGGUGUCUAAAGAUUUCCUACACAGCCCUUUUCUUCCUGAAAUGAGGAUGCUACACUCAUCUUUCUUAAACCACAUAGUUCAGCAUUGUACUGAUGUGCUGUACUCUGCCGUUCAGAGUGUUGCCAAUCGGCCUCUUCAGCAGCUGUCUACGGAAGGUAUUCCACGGUGUGAAGCUGGUUUUUCUUCCCGUGUUGCCCAAGAGGGCCAUAAAGAUGAACUAUCCAUGUGCUGGACAGCGAUGGAGAAAGUUGCUCAAAAUAUACUGUCAUUAGUGAAAGUGAGUUCUUUUAUUACUUUAGAAGAAGAACAGAUCGAAAGGAUUUUGGAUUUGCUGGAGAUCAUUUCAGUAUUGAAUCUGGACAGCCUCUUUCCCAUGGACCAUGCUCGAAUCUUCCUUUUGCUGCUGUCUUUGGCUAUCAACACAAGAACGAAUGUUGCCUGUAGUGAGGCCUUGUCUUUGAAACUCCUGGCAACCUGCUUUCACCUCCUAGCAUGCCUACAGGCUGGCAGAAAUGUCACCUCCUCCUUUAAAGUUUUGCAUGCCAGUGAUGCUCUUGAAGCUGUCCUCACUGCCAUGUUUGAGGUUUGCAAGACUUUUGCCAGUGCUUUGACAGCUGUUCCUUGGGAGGAAUUCCUUCAUAGGGUCCAGGGUUUUUUGGAACACUAUCUUCAGGCAAUUCUUGAAAGGUGGCUGAGUGUGAAACUGAACAUGGAAAAGUUUUUAUCUUUCUUAACAACUUGCCAGCCAUGCAAAGCCAGCAGUGAACAUUCUGAGCAUUGCAACCCAGCUGCUGACCAGCUUUUGUUAGUGGCACUAACUGCACAAUGUCAUGUUCUGACUUUGCACAUCCAGAAGCAAAGUGGAAACCUGCAGGCUUCAGAAAAAAUGUUGCUUGGCUUGCUCAAACAGGCAGUGCUUCAAACAGGAACAACCAUCCAGCUUUUCCUUAGAAACAGUACCAAAGGCCAGCCGUUACCUUCAGUAUUUGUGCUGUGUGUUACAACCCUUCUGAAAGCUGAUUCAUCUUGUGCCCAUUCAGCAUAUCUUGUGACUGGGGAGGAUGAGCAAAAGAGGCCUAAAGUACCAAAUAGAUACCAGCAGCUUUCUCACAGUGAUUUUUACCAAAGAUUUUAUGCUCAGAUAUUGAGAGAACUGAACUUAGCAGGUGGCAGUGUCCAGCUCCUUAGCUCUGUAUUGCAUUUCUUAGCUGUCUUCUGUUCUGUGCCAGAGUUGCUUCCUGCACAAGAAGAUGCUUCUGUUGCUGUGUUCCAUUCCAUAAGAAAAUUACUUGCUGGUCCAGGAAUCACACUUCAAAUGAUUCAAAGUGUAGAAAUGCAACUGACAGAGUUGACUGCCCAGCUGGUAAAGAAUUGCACUGAUGACAACUUUUGUGCCAUGUUGAGGCUGGUGUUUGAGGGACUGGACAUUUGCAAUGUUUGGAAACAAAAUACUGAUCAAGUGUUAUCAGCUGUUAUUCUAGUUAAAUUGCUUCUUGGCUGCCCUUUAAGUGGAGAGAAAGAGAAAGCUUUCUGGUUUUCCAGUCCACAGUUAAUCACCGCUUUGGCUAUGCAAGCCAAAGAGGCUUCUCAAGAUCACAUAAUGACCCCCACUCUCCUUGUGCUUAUACUGGAGACAGCAGCAGUCCUCUUGAGGAAAGGAGAAAGGAUUCUCUCUAAUCCUCAUCAUGUUGCCCUUGUGUUCAGCAUUCUUCUGACCAUCCCUCUUGACCAUUUAAAAGCAGAAGACUACUACAGCAUCUUCUUGGGAAUUCAUGAAGUUCUUUUUUCCAUACUACAGUGUCACCCUAAGGUGAUGCUGAAAGCAGCUCCAUCUUUCCUGUGUAGUUUCCAUAAGCUGGUGAUUUCUGUUAUGCAUGAGGGAAGACAGAAAGGAGAUGGAGGGAUCAGUGAUGAACUGGAAGUUAUACUUAAAUGUGCCCAGAUGGUAGAACGGAUGUAUAGUUACAUUGCUGUGAAAACAGAAGAAUUCACUGUUUUUUCUGCCUUCAUUGUGGGCCAGUAUGUGACUGAAUUGCAGAAGGUAACCUUGCACCCAGCUGUAAAGAAACAUCUGACUGAAGGAAUUUAUCAGAUUCUUGAUCUUUGCAUUGAAAGUGAUAUCAAGUUCCUAAAUGCAUCUCUGCCAAUGGGAGUUAGGGACGUUUUAAGGGAAUUGUACAGGAACUAUACCCAUUACCACAAAACUUUAAAACGGGGGGAUGAAAGGUAUACAGCAUGAGGAACCUUUUCUUACUGUUUCAGAAUCUUUUGGAAGACCCUCUUUCAUAUGAGGUUUCCCUGUGCUUGCGUGACUAUGGCAGACUAUGCACUCUUUAGCAUUUAUAACAGAAUCUUAAUUUUUUUCCCUCUCAAAAGUUAUGAAAAAAUUUGUACACUUUCAUUUGUACCCCAAAGAGUACAGUCAGUUUGUAAUACCUAAAUCAUCAAGAAGCAAUGCAGCUCUUACGUUAUUGCAGAAAGUAAUAAUUUAUAUUUAAAAAAGUUUUGUUAGAAAGGUUUUGUUUGUUUGUUUUUUACAUUCAGGCCACAAAGUUUUUGUGGUCAACAUUGUUCAGAUAUCAUUAAGUAAUUGUUAACCUGAGAAUUCUUUU